Messenger RNA from Amphibalanus amphitrite, 2133 nucleotides. RefSeq lists its product as uncharacterized. Bases 1 to 2133 code for a protein of 710 amino acids. The transcript is spliced from 5 exons. The record is from RefSeq and is a predicted model, not a curated record. Gene Ontology annotation, biological process: DNA integration. Gene Ontology annotation, molecular function: nucleic acid binding. NCBI's taxonomy places the organism in Eukaryota, Metazoa, Arthropoda, Thecostraca, Balanomorpha, Balanidae.
AUGUUCAUCCAGAAAGGCUCCGCUGCUGACGAGGAACUGGACAACAUGCUGAAGGACUGGUGGACAACUGAAUCCUUCGGAGCCAAGUAUGAAAGGAUAGUCUUCGAUGCGGCAGCCAGAUCGUACGGAACAUCGCUGAAUGACAAGCUCCUGACCGGACCAGACCUGCUGAAGAACCUCACCGGCGUCCUGCUCCGUUUCCGAGAAGAAAAAGUCGGCAUGGUAGCAGACAUCCAAGAAAUGUACCACCAGGUCCGUGUCAUCGAGAAGGACCGACCUGCGCUCAGCUUCCUGUGGCGCGACCUGGAUCAAACUAGAGAACCAGACAUCUACGAGAUGCAGGUGACCAUCUUCGGCGCCAAAUCGUCUCCAGCGUCUGCCAACUACGUCCUCCAAAGAACAGUCGCGGACCAUGGAGAAGACUGCGGGCUGCCAAAGAAGGCCGUGGAAACUGUGAAGAACAGUUUCUACAUGGACGACUUCUUACGAUCAGAAGAACAUGAAGAUGAUGCGUUGAAGACGACGAAGCAGGUGACAGAGACACUCUCCCGAGGCGGCUUCCAUCUAUCCAAGUGGGUAAGCAACUCGCGGCGCGUCCUGGAGAGCAUUCCCCGAGAGAAGCGCGCCCAGCCGGAACUAGACCUCACAGAAGCGGAGCUGCCCACACAAGGUGCCUUGGGAGUGGUCUGGGAUGCUGAAAAGGACAGUCUGAGCUUCAGAUUCCGAGACUCAAGCGUCCCGAUGACAAAGUGGGGAGUCCUCCAAAGGACUGCGUCGAUCUUCGAUCCUCUGGGGAUCGCCGCGCCCUUCGUCAUCAGAGCCAAAAUGUUCAUGCAGCAGCUCUGGACCAAGCAACUGGACUGGGACGACGAGCUGGAUCACAGCACGCAUCACUGCUCGUUCAUCAUGAGCAAGACACGAGUUGCACCGCUGAAGAGACUGUCGAUCGUCAGACUGGAGCUGCAGGCAGCAGUGCUCGCAGUGCGCUUGGUGGACGCGCUCCAAAAGGAGAUACCAGAUCAAGUCAAGAAGGUCACCUACUGGAGCGACAGCCGGGUCGUCCUGCAGUACAUCAGCAACGAGAGCAGACGAUUCCAUACAUUCGUCUCAAACAGAGUGGCAGAAAUCCACGACCUGUCAGACAAGGGUCAGUGGCGGCACUGCCCAGGACGACUCAACCCAGCCGAUCUGUGCUCCAGGGGUGAGACAGUGAAGGAGCUCGCCGACAACCCUCUCUGGCUAUCCGGCCCAGACUUCCUCCGAGGCGACGAAGAAGGGUGGCCAGAGCAGCUUCACGUUCAGAAGCUGGCUGAAGAAGACGUAGAAGUGAAAGUUGGAGCCUUCGUCACAGUCACGGUGAGGGAUCCAAAGGCAGCACUGCCGACACCGAGCAAAUUCUCGUCUUGGACAAAAUACAAGCGCACGGUGGCCUGGAUCCUGCGCUUCCUCCGCAACUCGAAGCUGAAAGGCGAGCAGAAGCGACAGCGAAACCUAGGCCCACUGACCGUGUCAGAGCUCCAUGACGCGGAGAAGACCAUCCUCCAGAUGGUGCAGGCGGAGGCCUACAGGACCGAGCUGCAGCAGUUACAGGCGGGUCAGCAGCUCAACAAGAAGAGCGGCAUCGCCGACCUCUUCGUGGGGAUCGACUAUUUCGGACCGCUCACAGUCAGGCGGUUCCGAAAGACGGAAAAGAGGUACGGCCUGCUGGUGACAUGUCUGGACACGCGAGCCAUUCAUCUGGAAGUGUCCAACAGCCUGGAUACUGACAGCUUCCUGAUGGCUUUCCGACGGUUCGUGGCACGCCGAGGUCGUCCAAAGAAGGUUUUCUCCGACAACGGAACAAACCUGAAAAGCGGUGAACGUGAACUCCGGGAGGCACUGACGCAGUGGAACCAGCAGAAGAUCUCUGACGAGCUGAGCCAGCAGCAGAUCGAAUGGUGUUUCAACCCACCAGCCGCGAGCCACAUGGGCGGCAUAUGGGAAAGAAUGAUCGGCGCAGUCAAGAGAGCGCUAUCGGUCGUGCUCGGCGGCGAGGUGACAACAGACGAGGUGCUGUCAACUGCCUUCUGCGAAAUAGAGAACAUGAUCAACAGUAGACCGCUGACACACGUCACAGACGAUCCAUCUCAUUAG